AUGAAGACGCCACUCCAUGGGGCUCCACAGCCGACCCGACGGGUGCUGCUAAGGGAAAAACUUUCCAACGACUGUGCACGCGGCACCCUCACACACCUAAUUGGAAUGGACGUGAGCAACACAUCUUGAAGAACAACAGUUAUGAGAGAGAAGGAGAAGAAUCCACAGUACUGGAGGAAUCAGGCUCAGCAGACACUGAAAAUUGCCCUGAAGCUGCAGCAGCUCAACACCAAUGUGGCCAAGAACAUUGUCUUAUUUCUUGGCGAUGGCAUGGGAGUCUCCACAGUCACAGCAGCUCGUAUCCUCAAGGGACAGCUGCAGAACAUGAAGGGGGAAGAAUCCCUGCUGGAAAUGGACAAGUUUCCUUAUGUGGCUCUGUCCAAGACCUACAACACCAACGCCCAGGUGCCAGACAGUGCAGGCACCGCCACCGCUUAUCUCUGCGGGGUGAAGGCCAAUGAGGGGACGGUGGGUGUGAGCGCAGCCGUGACCCGCGCUCAGUGCAAUACCACAGCGGGCAAUGAGGUCACAUCGAUUCUCAAGUGGGCGAAGGAAGCAGGCAAGUCUGUGGGCAUCGUAACCACCACACGGGUAAACCACGCCACUCCCAGUGCUGCCUAUGCCCACUCUGCUAACAGGGACUGGUAUUCUGAUAACGAGAUGCCCCCGGAAGCCAUCCAGCAGGGCUGCAAAGAUAUCGCCCAACAGCUCUUUGACAACAUCCCAGACAUCGAGGUGAUCAUGGGAGGUGGCCGGAAAUACAUGUUCCCAAAGAACACCAGUGAUGUGGAAUACCAGAAUGAUGACAAGUACAGGGGCACUCGUCUGGAUGGCAAAAACCUCAUCGAUGUCUGGAGAGAUAAGAAACCUAAAGACAAGAAUUCCCAGUACGUCUGGAAUCGCAGUGACCUGUUGUCCCUUAACCUGAUGGAAGUGGACUUCCUCUUAGGCCUCUUCGAGCCAAUAGAUAUGAUGUAUGAGCUAGACAGGAAUGUCCAGACAGACCCUUCCCUGACGGAGAUGGUGCAGGUGGCCAUCAAAAUCCUCCAGAGAAAUCCCCGAGGAUUCUUCCUGCUGGUGGAAGGGGGCAGGAUCGACCAUGGUCACCAUGAGGGGAAAGCCAAGCAAGCACUGUAUGAGGCAGUGGAGAUGGACAGAGCCAUAGGCGAGGCUGGUGGCAUGACCUCACUGGAAGACACACUGACCGUAGUCACUGCCGACCACUCCCACGUCUUCACCUUUGGUGGAUACACACCCCGCGGCAAUCCCAUUUUCGGUCUAGCGCCAAUGCACAGUGAUGUGGAUAAAAUGCCCUUCACCUCCAUCCUGUAUGGAAAUGGCCCCGGGUACAAAAUCGUAGCCGGAGAGAGGGAGAAUGUGUCCGCCGUGGAUUAUGCUCAUGCCAACUACCAGGCCCAGUCGGCUGUGCCCCUGCGCCAGGAGACCCACGGGGGUGAGGACGUGGCGAUAUUUGCCAAGGGCCCCAUGGCCCACCUCCUGCAUGGAGUCCACGAGCAGAACUACAUUCCACACGUCAUGGCCUAUGCCGCCUGCAUUGGCCAGAACACAGACCACUGCAGCUCCGGAGCCCACCACAGCACAGUGGGGCCUCUGCCCUUCCUCUCCACCCUUACCUCCAUCCUCCUCCUCAAAUUCUUGUUUUAA
Messenger RNA from Emys orbicularis (European pond turtle), 1665 nucleotides. RefSeq names its product alkaline phosphatase, biomineralization associated (gene ALPL). The transcript is spliced from 11 exons. Gene Ontology annotation, biological process: dephosphorylation. Gene Ontology annotation, molecular function: alkaline phosphatase activity. The record is from RefSeq and is a predicted model, not a curated record. Gene Ontology annotation, cellular component: plasma membrane. Lineage: Eukaryota; Metazoa; Chordata; Testudines; Emydidae.